GUCACUGUGGUUCUGCAGGGGCCAGAACCGACGCUGACGCCGCCGCCGCCGCCACAUUGGUGCAAAAGGAACUGAGUGCUGCUGCUGCUGCGUGCAAUAGCGAGAUGGCUUCAGCAACAGACUCCCGCUAUGGGCAGAAGGAAUCCUCCGACCAGAACUUUGAUUAUAUGUUCAAGAUCCUGAUCAUCGGCAACAGCAGCGUGGGGAAAACGUCCUUCCUGUUCCGGUACGCAGACGACUCCUUCACGCCCGCUUUUGUCAGCACCGUUGGCAUCGACUUCAAGGUGAAGACCAUCUACCGCAACGACAAGAGGAUCAAGCUGCAGAUCUGGGACACAGCAGGGCAGGAGCGGUACCGCACCAUCACCACUGCCUACUACCGGGGCGCCAUGGGCUUUAUCCUUAUGUAUGACAUCACCAAUGAGGAGUCCUUUAACGCUGUGCAGGACUGGUCAACCCAGAUCAAGACAUACUCAUGGGACAAUGCUCAGGUGCUGCUGGUGGGCAACAAGUGUGACAUGGAGGACGAGCGAGUGGUCUCCUCAGAACGGGGCCGGCAGCUGGCUGAGCACCUUGGCUUUGAGUUUUUCGAGGCCAGCGCCAAGGAUAACAUCAACGUGAAGCAGACCUUUGAGCGGCUCGUGGACAUCAUCUGUGAGAAGAUGUCAGAGUCCCUGGACACGGCCGACCCGGCAGUGACUGGAGCCAAGCAGGGGCCACAGCUCACGGAUCAGCAGGCCCCCCCGCACCAGGACUGUGCUUGCUAAGGGCUCAGGCUCUGCCCUCACUCUCCCCCACUCCCCGCCCCCCCCCU
This is a messenger RNA of Tachyglossus aculeatus (Australian echidna), 814 nucleotides long. It is a transcript of the gene RAB3A, whose product is annotated as RAB3A, member RAS oncogene family. Bases 105 to 767 code for a protein of 220 amino acids. Gene Ontology annotation, cellular component: synaptic vesicle membrane; endosome; plasma membrane. Lineage: Eukaryota; Metazoa; Chordata; Mammalia; Monotremata; Tachyglossidae. The record is from RefSeq and is a predicted model, not a curated record. The transcript has 5 exons. Gene Ontology annotation, biological process: axonogenesis; maintenance of presynaptic active zone structure; regulation of exocytosis. Gene Ontology annotation, molecular function: GTPase activity; GTP binding.